UAUUUAAUGGACAAAUUUGGUAAACGAUGCCAGUCCUGCACUCUGAUUGGAGGAAGACUUUGUGGGCGGGGUCAUAUCGUAGAGAAGCGCUUGCAUAAGGAAAGCAUGCUUCAUUCUCAUCUGUCCUGGUCUGAAGAGGAGUGAUCACAUCCAAGCUUCAGCUUCUUUGAAGAUUAAGGAAGAAUUGUGUCCACUGCAGCCACUUGUUGGGGUUGGAGAGAGCUUUGUUUUUUGUUGCAAGCACCCAGAAAACAGACACAGAAUGGAAAGAGCAGACUUGGUCCUCAAGGCCAAAUUGGCUGAGCAAGCUGAACGUUAUGAUGAUAUGGUGGCUUGUAUGAGGGAGGCCACCAAGGCUGGCCAGGAACUUUCUAAUGAGGAAAGAAACUUGCUGUCUGUCGCCUAUAAGAAUGUGGUGGGCACACGCAGGUUGGCCUGGCGGGUCAUAUCCAAUGUUGAGAGCAAUCCUGAAGAGAGUGACAAGAAGCCUGAAGUGGUCAAAGAAUACCGGAAGAAAGUAGAGCAUGAACUCAGAGAUAUCUGCAAUGAUGUACUGGAACUGCUGAAUAAAUAUCUAAUCAAAAACACCACAAAUCAAGAAAACAAGGUCUUUUACCUGAAGAUGAAAGGAGACUAUUUUAGAUACCUUGCUGAAGUGGCCCCGAAAGAUGACAAGACUGCUAUAACAGACUCUCAGCAAGCCUACCAAGAGGCAUUUGAUCUGAGCAAGAAAGAAAUGCCUCCGACACACCCCAUCCACCUGGGCCUCGCCCUGAACUUCUCUGUCUUCUACUAUGAGAUUCUUGGUUCUCCGCAGAAAGCUUGCGACCUCGCCAAAGAGGUACUUGAAAAGGCUACAGCAGAGGUCAGUUCACUUAAUGAAGACUCUUUUAAAGACAGCACCAUCAUCAUACAGCUGCUAAGAGACAACCUCACAUUAUGGACAUCUGAUAAUGGAGAGGAAAGACAGCAGAGCUGAAACUUCUAUGGGGUGGACCAAAUGAUCUAACAGGAUGAAAAUCAUUCAUUUUAAAAAUCCAUCAACUCGCACAGCACACACCUCGGUGCUGCUAUUUAAGCUAUCUUAUGGGUUAAACUAUUAUUAGUCACUCAAAGUACUAAGGCUCUUAAUGCAAAAGAAAAAAAAAAUCUCUAGAUUCUCAUGUUGGGAAAAUUAAGAGUUCACAUUUAUACGAGUAGAUUUGGAUAUGGUAUAAUAUAAAAUGGCUUUUAUAUUGAGAUAUUAGCAUUGAUGUGGUGUCAUUUGUUGUAGUCAAAGUUGUGUUCUUAAAGGGUAAUCAAGUAUCAAAUGCUGAGUUUUUUUUUUAUAUUUGAAUGUUUUUUUCAAUUAUAUAUAUAUAUAUAUAUAUAUAUAUAUAUAUAUAUAUAUAUAUAUAUAUAUAUAUAUAUAUAUAUAUAUAUAUAUAUAUAUAUAUAUAUAAUAACUAAUAAUUGCAUUUAAAAAUUCUAACUGGAAAACAAAAACAGCCAGAAUGUCAAUUAAAACAUUUCCAAUAAAACUGAGGGGCGUGACUGAGA
Messenger RNA from Hemibagrus wyckioides, 1539 nucleotides. RefSeq names its product tyrosine 3-monooxygenase/tryptophan 5-monooxygenase activation protein, theta polypeptide b (gene ywhaqb). The record is from RefSeq and is a predicted model, not a curated record. Gene Ontology annotation, biological process: signal transduction. Lineage: Eukaryota; Metazoa; Chordata; Actinopteri; Siluriformes; Bagridae. Gene Ontology annotation, cellular component: cytoplasm. Bases 263 to 979 code for a protein of 238 amino acids. The transcript is spliced from 6 exons.